CACGAUGCAGUCCUCGAACGGCAGUUAGCAGCAGUUAAGUUGACUGUGAGAGGAGGGGCAAAAUUGCUCGGAUUGUAGAGUUCAGGGGCUUAAAUGCAUCAAUUAGAGUCUAGGGGCUUAAAAGCGAUUCUGGGGUUGGUUCAGGGGCUUAACUUAUGUAUCCCAAGCAAUAGAGCUUGUGUCUUAAGUCUAUCCUUGGACAGGGUUUUCUUCAGUUCACAUUUGCCAAGCAUCUUUCGUGAAAUUUCCAGCUAUUAUUUAUACAAGUUCUCUCCUCUUCGCCUUAGCCGACUCACUCUUGUAUCAUCUCACAGAAUUAGUUCUGCAAUUGAACUGAUUCGUUGCUACUUCCAAUGUUUUUGGCUUAGCUAAGUAAUUUGGUUAUCAAUCAGGAUCAAUCAGGGUUUGUGUCUUCUACAAUUUCUUCGGUGAAAUUUACAGGUAUAUCAUCUAGAUCUUCAAUCAUGAUUCAGUUAUGUUCUUUUUGAAAUAUAAAAUGAAAAUAUUUAAAUUUUCUUAUAGAUGCAUGCCUUUUUAACAAAGAAUCUUCCUUUUAGAUAGAAUAUUCAAUAGUUUUAUGGAUUUUUUUUUCAAAUUGUUUGCUUUUAUCGAAUUAAUUAGUAGCUACUUAGUUAAUAAUGUGAGAUUUUUUUUUUUUUGUACGUCUGGUAAACAUACAAGUGUCUCCAAGUGAUCUUUCUGAAUCAUCAUAUUUGUCUUCCAAGAAAUAUCCAUUGCAUCCCUCUGGUUACAGAUAACUAGGCAUGAAAUAUUUAAGCUAAGCGGUUGUUACUUUUAAUUUGGUUAUGGACAUCCAUUUCUUCAAUUUUGUCCACUAAACCUGCAGGCACACUAUUUAUCUUUUUCUUUAAUCUUGAUUAUCUUAUAAUCUUAUUGAUGUAUUAAGGUGGCGUAUCCAAAUUCAUCUCUUAACUAUAACUAUAGUUAACAAAUCCAGUUACCUUCAAUGCGAAAUGGAGACAAAUGAUUCUACUAAGUACUUGAAUGGGGCAAAUAACUAAAAGUUUAAUAUGUAACAUUAUACUAUGUUAUGACUCCGUUAAAGGCUUACUAAAUAUAUGUUGUUAAA
Rubroshorea leprosula is the source of this 1090-nucleotide messenger RNA. NCBI's taxonomy places the organism in Eukaryota, Viridiplantae, Streptophyta, Magnoliopsida, Malvales, Dipterocarpaceae. The record is from the annotation of a GenBank genome assembly.